Molecule: messenger RNA, 1971 nt
Organism: Aspergillus affinis
Lineage: Eukaryota; Fungi; Ascomycota; Eurotiomycetes; Eurotiales; Aspergillaceae
Exons: 6
Coding region: 1-1971 (656 amino acids)
Molecular function (GO): acetyltransferase activity
Source: RefSeq, a predicted model, not a curated record
AUGUCUGUCGCCGCCACCGCCAAGCGCCCGGAGAUCAUCGAGAUCGCCCGCGGUCUCGACCAUGUGCCCAUGUGUGAGGAGUUCGAGAAGAUGAUCUCCGGUAUGAUGUACAACCCCAACGCCCCGAAGUUGCUGGAGGGCCGCCACCGCGCGCGCGGGGUAACGCAAGACUACAACAACCUCGACGCCAAGACCGUUUCUUACGACCAGAUCUACGACGUUCGCCUGGACCUGCUAAAGAAGAUCGUCGGGAAGGUCGGGUCCGGCACGUUUGUCGAGCCGCCGUUUCUGCCGGACUAUGGGUGUAACAUCAGUAUUGGGAAAGAUUGUUUCAUCAACUUCAAUUUCACCGCCCUGGAUACCAGUCUGAUCCUCAUCGGCGACCGCGUGCAGUUCGGUCCCAACGUCAGCAUCUUCACGGCGGGUCACGACGUCAGCGUCUUGUCGAGACGGAAGUUCGUCGAGUUCGGCCACCCGGUGACGAUUGAGGAUGAUUGCUGGAUUGGAGGAAAUGUGGUCAUUUUGCCGGGUGUGACGAUUGGCAAGGGCACGACGAUUGCCGCGGGGUCAGUCGUUACGAAGGAUAUUCCGGCCUACUCGGUGGCCGUUGGAAGCCCGUGUCGGGUCAAGAGAACCCUUCCGACCGUGGAGCAGGAGGAGCAGGAUCCUAACAACCCCUACCGCAACUUGGUUCGCGAGGAUCGUCGGACGUGGCUGGGCAAAUCGGGCAGACAGGAUAGGAUGUCUUGGUAUCGCGUGCAGACGAUGUUGCCGUUAAGGACGUCGGCAGUUCGGAUCAUGACAGAAGGAGGGCAACAGGGCCUCGGAGAUUCGAUUUGUGCAGAGUGGGAGUCGCAGAAACGACGCAGAUUGCAACAGGAAGAUCGGGAUAGUAUUCGACCAGGAAGGGCGAUAAACCUGGAGCCGGAGGAUUCAGCCCUCGAGAAUGUGGAACCCGCCUAUGGCAUUGAGAUAGAUCAGACAUCUCCUGAGACCACGACACCGGUAUUUGACGACCAUGGCCCAUACCCCUUGGAUAAUGUCGACUUUUCUAUUGACGAGGCUGUGCUCGCAUCCCUGUCGGUUCCCACUCUAGAGGGCAUCGCUCCUGUUGAACAUUCAGCGUUGAACCCGGAAGAUCAUCUAUUAGCCAAUACCAUGGAGAGUGUACUUACGAGCAACCAAGCGCUCAUGCCUCCUGUUUCAUCAUCAGCAAACGGGUGGCUGUGGGAUGCGACGCUCGCGCUCGUCUCUCGACAAGGUCCUAUUUUGUCUCGACCGUAUCUUGAACACCUAAGAAAAUAUGAAAAAGAAGAUCAAUGGUCAUUCUACCAACUGUCGGGAUGUCCGACCGAUCUUGUCGGACAUCUAUUUUCGCUCGCUGAGCUGGCUCAUCAACGCGAAUUAGCUUCGUCCAUGACAUGGCUGACAUUCGAUAUAACGCCCAUCUUACAGAUCGAAGACCAGAUUCGGCAGUGGGAGCACCCUCUAUAUUCUGGUCAUUUGGCUGAGCCCGACUCCGACUCUGAAGACUUCGAGGAGGCGGACGAAGCUGGUUUCAAUGAUCAACAGGAUAGAUACCACUGUGCAGAGGCCUGGCGAAAUUCUCUGCUGCUAUACAUUGAACGGGUGUUUAAGUGGGAACGCGACACCCCUCGUCCCAACGCUUUGAGUCGACUAGCUCGAAUAACGCUUGAUCAUGUUCGAUGUUGUCGGAAGACAUCGUUAACGCAGAAAUCGCUCCUGCUGCCCGUAUUCUUAGCGGCGAGCGAGACGUCCAGUGAGGAAAUGAGGGACAUUGCAAGGGAUUUUUGCCGAUGGUGGGGAGACCGAAGCCGAUACCACAUGUUUCAUUCUGUUCCCGCGUUAUUGGAGGAGAUCUGGGCUGGAGACUGCUGGUGGGGAAGUGUUGUCGAUUCGAAGACCAGAGGGACAGCUGGUCAUGCCUCGGUUCAAUUUCUUCUUGGAUAG